GCUCAAACAACUGAACACCGCGCUUCGCGAAGCUCGUUUUAAAAUUACUGGCGGUUUCAAGUGAGGUUAAGCGAUUACGCAAGGUUGCGUAGAGUGAAAGAUAGGUCAGUGCAAGUUCGUGUUUGUUAUUUGUGAGAAUUAUGGUGGCGAAUUUUAAUAUGCCCAAGAAGCAGGCUUCCAGCAUGGAGGAUAAAUGCGAGAAUAUUAAUAGAAACAACUUGGGGCGAGCCCUUUUGGGCGUUAUAUGCCAAGCCCGACAGCAAGGGCGCUUGGUGUGCGGCCUCAAUUCCGCCAUUGCUAGAAUGGCAGCAUCUCCAGAAGACGUAGUCUGUUGCGUCUUGCCACAGAGCAACGUCGAUCCAGCUCAACAUAUCCACACCGUGUUGUUACAAGCCGUUUGUUACGAGAAUUACAUACCUGUGAUCCAGGUGGAUAGUAGCGAAAAACUAGCCGAAUACUGCGGAUUUUCCUCAAAAUCCUGCAACUGCGCCAUGAUUCUGAGGGACGACACCGAACCCGUCACACCUGAAGAGGACCCGCCUAUGUCACCCACAGAAAGGAUCCUAGCCGAUUUUUACGAGUGCACUCUGCAAGAAUUUCCAAGACCUGUCAUCCAGCUGCCCAGAUGAACCGACGUGGAUUAGCUCCAUUUUGAAAGUAAUCCUGGGAAAGGAUUCAAUGGAAAAGUCUUUAAAACGCGAUAGUUGCUUUGAGGUUAUGCGAGUUAUGCCGCGAAGGCGAUAUGUGCAUUGUGGGUUGCAUAUGCUGUGACGGUAGAUCGGAAAGGUCUAAGAUGGCAGUGUAGAGACAGUAUAAGUGAUAUAUUUUUAUUUUUGAGGUUAAAAUAAUGUAUAUGGUUGUAGGUCGGUUGCAAAGUCUACAUUUGUGCGCUUGAGCGGUGAGUGAUUUUGAUCAUUUUGAAAUCGAGGGUUUUUGUGUUGGUUUUUGGCACACUAACUUGUACUUUACGACAUAUUUAUGAGAAUUUAAAUAAUUAUAAAGUUUGUGCAUCUUCAUGAAUUUUCUUGUGAAUUGACUUGCUUUGUAUUUUCAUCAGCUUUGAUGUUCUUCCAUCAAAUGGAACAAUUUUUCUUGAAAAAUUAUAACUGUUUAUGAUGCGCAUAGUAGAAAAUAUUGUGAUAGGUAAUAUAAAACUUGAAACUUUCAUGAUUAGUG
Messenger RNA from Acanthoscelides obtectus, 1176 nucleotides. The record is from the annotation of a GenBank genome assembly. Lineage: Eukaryota; Metazoa; Arthropoda; Insecta; Coleoptera; Chrysomelidae.